Molecule: messenger RNA, 1619 nt
Organism: Erigeron canadensis
Lineage: Eukaryota; Viridiplantae; Streptophyta; Magnoliopsida; Asterales; Asteraceae
Product: cytochrome P450 93A2-like
Exons: 2
Coding region: 2-1528 (508 amino acids)
Molecular function (GO): oxidoreductase activity, acting on paired donors, with incorporation or reduction of molecular oxygen; monooxygenase activity; heme binding
Source: RefSeq, a predicted model, not a curated record
CAUGGGUGACAUAGAACCCUACAUUCCUUUCUUUUUUGUAUGCCUCAUAUCCACCAUCUUAGUCUGGGUAUUUUCGAAAUCUAGCUGCGCUAAAUCUCAUAUUCCGCCGACUCCAUUUGCCCUUCCGAUUAUUGGACAUCUCCACCUACUCUUGUCCAUCCCGCAUCAAGCUCUUCACAAGCUUUCAUAUCGAUAUGGGCCCAUAUUUCGUCUCUUUUUGGGCUCCAAACAUAGCGUUAUUGUUUGUUCACCAGUAAUGGCAAAAGAAUUCCUUAAAACACAUGAACAUGUGUUUUUAGAUAGACCCCGAAUCUUAGCCACAGAUUACAUUAGUUAUGGAAACAAAGGAUUGGUAGUUACUUCUUAUGGACCGUACUGGAAGUUCAUGAAAAAGAUAGUUAUGUCAAAUCUCCUAAAUAGAAAAACACUAGACAUGCUUAGUUCAGUUAGACACAAAGAGAUGAACGGUUUUAUAAAUUCAAUAUCAAAAAAGGCGAGAGUUGGGGGGGCUGUGAAUCUUGGCAAGGAGCUGAUGAAGCUAGUUAACAACGUGAUAUCAACAAUGCUGAUGGGUGACAAAUGUACAGAUGAGCAGGAGGAUGUUGCAGAUGAUUUGAUGAGCUUGGUUGCUGAUAUGUUUCAGGCAUCUGGAAUCUUUAACCUUUCCGAUUACAUAUGGUUGUUUCAAAGUCUAGACUUGCAGGGAGUAGGAAAAAAAGCGAAAAAGUUUCGUGCAAGAUUAGAUGUAAUGUUAGAGAAGAUCAUAAAAGAGCAUGAAGAAGCAAGAAAGCAUGGUGGAGAACUGAAAGAUUUGCUUCACAUUUUACUCGAUAUAGAACAAGAUGAGAGCAUGGAAAUAAAGUUGAGCAGAGAAAAUAUCAAAGCCUUCAUCCUGGACAUCUUUCUUGCUGCAAUAGACACUUCAGCGGCUACCAUGGAAUGGGGUUUAUCACAACUAAUCAAUCACCCAGAUAUCAUGAAAAAGGCACGUGAAGAAAUCCAUCAAGUUGUCGGUGAAAAUAGGCUUUUGCAAGAAUCAGACAUACCAAACCUUCCAUACCUACAAGUAAUUGUGAAGGAAACAUUACGUCUCCAUCCAGCGGUCCCAGUGUUCAUACGAAAAUCAACAGAAGAUGUUAUGGUGGCAGGUUACCAUAUUCCAGAAGAAACUCUAGUUUUUAUCAAUGUGUGGGCCCUUGGCAGAGACCCAAAUCAUUGGGAAAGCCCACAUGAAUUUCGGCCCGAAAGAUUCCAAGGAAAAGAGAACGAAUUAGAUGUGAGAGGGCAACAUUUUCACAUAUUACCAUUUGGUAGUGGGAGGAGGAUGUGCCCCGGAAUAUCACUUGCACAUUUUAUAGUACACACAACGCUUGGGACAAUGAUUCAAUGCUUUGACUGGAAGGCCGGGAAAGAUGGAAAUCUACAAAGUGUUGAUAUGGAAGAGGGUUACGGGCUCACACUUACUAGAGCUAACCAUUUGGUAUGUGUCCCGGUGGCUCGUAUUGAUCCUAUCCCAUUUUCAAUGUAACAUGUCAUGCAUAAUGUAUCCCAACCGAAUAUCCACUCAUCCUGAUGUUAGCAUGUUUGCAACUAAAAUAAGAGGAAAUCAUAUCUAUCCA